AUGGAAGAUGAUUAUGUGGAAGAGGAGAAGCCGCAAGCGACGGUCAAGAUAGGUUCUAGUCGCAAGCACAAAGACAGGGCCGGUGUGCCAACUUCCUUGCAAAGGGCUGAGCCUCGAUUCGAUUCCAAUGCAGGCCGUGAGGUAUCUUCCUUAAGAGUAGGACGUACACGGAUUGCUCGGUUCUCCGCUAUAUAUGAUGAAGAUGAAGAGGACAGUCAGACGGAAGAAGCGAGGAUCGCAGAGCAGAACAUGUUGGAAGAGGCGGCUAAGAAAGCACCAGUCUUCGAGAUCCCUGCUGGGUUUACCUUCGCCAAAGAUAUACCACCAGUGAAGCUGAACUCAGUUAACGUACCGACCAGCACGCUGCCCUUCUCGAUCGCAAGGUCUACAACACCAGCAGUUUCA
Molecule: messenger RNA, 405 nt
Organism: Serpula lacrymans var. lacrymans S7.9
Lineage: Eukaryota; Fungi; Basidiomycota; Agaricomycetes; Boletales; Serpulaceae
Exons: 3
Source: RefSeq, a predicted model, not a curated record